Molecule: messenger RNA, 10918 nt
Organism: Aphidius gifuensis
Lineage: Eukaryota; Metazoa; Arthropoda; Insecta; Hymenoptera; Braconidae
Gene: unc80
Product: protein unc-80 homolog
Exons: 35
Coding region: 164-10918 (3584 amino acids)
Biological process (GO): monoatomic cation homeostasis
Cellular component (GO): cation channel complex; axon
Molecular function (GO): monoatomic cation channel activity
Source: RefSeq, a predicted model, not a curated record
UCCAUCAAAUUUAUUAUGAUAUGAAUUAUUUAAAAAAUGUUGGUGAAUUUAUUGAACAAGUAAUUGACUCGUUAUUGUGACGCAGUGAUGUAAGAAAUCAUUGAACCAAACAUGAGUGUGUCAACUUUUAACAUCAAUUUGUAACACUUGAAUUUUAUUAAAAAUGGAUAUUAAAAGACGAUCCAUCGAUGGAAGCUUGUUGGAGCAAGCUUUGCCCAUCCCGAUACAGCUUUACCUUUGGCGUCAAAUGAGACCAUUUACAAGAGCAAAACUUGGUAAAGUCCACGAGGCAUCAUGUUUGUUUUGUCAAAAUGCACCUGGUCAUCAUGAAAUGAAAGAGGCCAGUACAUCAUUUGAAAAAGUACUUGUUCAAAGUCUUCAUAAUGAAUUGACACCAUCGUUGACUGAAAUAUUGAGUUCAGUACCACGUUGGCGUUUGAUUCAAUCUGCACUACCGUAUGUUCUUCAUUCAGCUGGAAAUCUUUUGCACAACAGAAAAGAUUUACAGCACAUUGGAACGAUGGAAACAACUCUUCUUUACAUUUUGCAUUGGUUUUUACUUGAUGCUGCUGAAGAAUGUGCUGAAAGUGAUAUGGAAACUGGAACUCCUAAUAAUCCAUUUUAUUAUCUUUAUUCAAUACCAACAAUUACGUUAUUUGUUUAUCUAUUUGCUCCUCUUUGUAAUCACUUGAAAGAUAUUGAUUUUAAGACAAAUUUACGAUUGGAAAAUGGAGUUAAAAUUUGGACACCUAUGAGUGAAUUUAAACAUCCAGAAACAGCUUGUUUUACAGCUCAUUGUAAACCCAAACCAAGAUCACUUUGGUUGAAAACAUCAAAAAUGAAUAAACAACAACAGCGAGUUUCUACUGAUAUUUUUGUUGGCCCAAAAAAAGAAAAAAAUGAAGUUUUUAAUGAUGAUGGUAGCCCACCUAAUGUAGGAGUAAAUAUGUGUUUUCCUGAUCAUAAUACUCCAAGUUCUACUAAGCAAGAUGACGAAAAUAAUUGGGUUUCAUCGCCUAAAGAUACAGUAUUUCCUGAAACAAUACCAGAAGAAAGUUCAAGCACUGAAGAUGAACACGUGGUCAUUUUUCGGCUACCAUCACUAACUGAAUCCGAACAAGAAAUGGAUGGUGUUAAAGAAAUUUUUACAAUAUAUGCAGAAGGAGCAAGUAUAUUUCAUAUCGCAAUGGGAAGAUCAACUGGUUCCAAGCAAACACUGACAAUAGAACAAGUUAGUCCUUCAUCAGAAUCUGAACCAAAUGACGAUAAUAAAUCAUCAACAAAGUUUGUAUUUCCUGAUAAAACAAACGAUGAAAAAGAUAAAAAAGCUGAAAAAGAUGAAUCAAAAUUAAAACGAGAUACAUCAGAUUCUCGUGGUGCAUUAUCAGCUGAUGCAAGUGGUAUUCAACCAUCAAAUCGUGAAGCUGUUGUAGAUGUUCAUGCUGCAACAUUUAUGGAUGUUGGAGUACUCAGAUGUCUUUUUGUUUCACAAUGGCAAGAAGAAGGAGUUUAUUGGGCUUUACAAUAUUUAUAUAAUCGUUUAAGAAAAAUUGAUGAUGAAACAACAGUACAACAAAUGCCAAGACGACGAAGUAAUUCAUUGCCAAUUCCAAAAAUUGAAGUAUCAAUAUAUCAAAGUCCUGAAAGCAAAAAAAGAGAUGAUUCAAAAGAAUGUAUUGAUCCACCUGAACCACCUGUUACAAUAUCAGAUUCAGCUGCAGAUAUUUCUUAUAAUGUAUCAAAAAAUCAACAAGAAAUUGAAGAACAUCAUAAUCAUUUUAGACGUGCUAGUGAAAAAGCUAAAAAAAAAAUGAAAAUUGCUGAUCUUAGAGCUUUUGUUGAGACAAAGCUAUUAUCAAAAUCAGAAAAAGCACUUGAAAAAAUUGGACAAGAAGAAAACAAAGAUUUAAUGGAACAACAUGAAGAUUAUCACAGAAGUCUUGAUACUGGAGAUGAUCAUUUAGUUCGACAAGCAUCAACGUCAUCUCGUAUUUCUGAUGAAUCCAAUGUCGAUCAAAUGCAGUAUCCAUCGAAUCUUACAAAAGGAAAAAGCAUGCCAAGUCUUAGCUGUUUGAUAAAUGAGCUGAACGCGAGUGGGUACAUUGGUGAUAAUGAUGAGGAAAAAAAGCAGGCUGCAGUACGACUGCACAGCCAAUCAUCAACAGUACCAAAUCCUAUUAUAACUGUUACCGAACAUACACCAACACCAUCACCAGAUUAUUUAAAACGACAGGGUUCAAUAGACAGUCAACUAGAUGCAAUAAGUAUGCAUGGUAAGCUAAAUUCUGAUAGAAAACCAAGCUUGACAAGAUCACAGACUGAUUCAAACAUCACUUAUACUGGUGAGGAAAUACCAGAAGCACCAGGUUCAGCUUCUUACAUAACAAAACAAGGUGACAUUGAUUAUUAUGUAAUCUUAAAGGCUGUACAUUCAGUUGCUUUGAGAGAUGCUACUUUUUGUACUCUUCGUGUUAGUGAAAUUAUAUUAAAUUUAAUGGAAUUAUUAAUGGAAAUAGGAGUACUUAAACAAUGUUUACGUGAUGAUAAUGGUAGUAAUGCUGAAUCAGGAACUGAUGUUAAUGAAAAAAUUGAAAAAGGUAGCAGAAAACAUGAAUCACCAGUUAAUGAACAAGAUCCACAUUAUGAUCCAGAUGGACGUAAUUGGAAUGCACAUGCAUUGAUGAUGAAUUGUGUACUUCGUGUUAUAAAACAUUUAGGCUGUCCAAAUGGCUGUGCUGAAAGUAUACGUGGUCCACAAGCUGAAUUUUGUAGAUCUCAAGCUCAUACAAUAAUUAAUAAACUUCAUCGUGCUAGUUCAAAAUUAUUUACUCGUUGGCUACGUAAUAUGGUACGAGAUCAACCACUAUCAGAUAUCAUUGAUGUUUUUCAUGCGUAUCUUGGUUUUUGCGUUGAUCCAAGUUCGUUAUUAUCACCUCUUAUUGCAAAAAAAAGUGCUAAUAAAUCACCAGAUACAGCAACACAAGGAGGAUAUGCUACGAAUUUUGGUGCUGGUCUUGGUGCUGGUUUUGGAUCAAUUGGUUUAUCAACAUGUAUUCCAACAGCAUCAAUAUCAGCAACUGCUGCUGCUUUAGCCUCAGCAACAGCAGCAUCAGCAACUGCUUCUUAUGGUGGAGUUGGUUAUACAUCAAGAAAUUCAGAAAAUCAAAUUCUUGGAUGUGUUUUUAAAUUACUUGUUACUCGUUUUGUUAAAGAUAUUAAAAUACUUAAAACUGCUGAAAAUAUAUCAUUAUAUUGUGAUAUAAAACAAUUUGUAACAUAUGUUAAAGAAGCACAUGGUGGUGUAUUUAGAAGAGUUGCAUUAAGUGGUAUUUUAGAUUCUUCAGAUAGACCAAAUAAACGUUGUACAAGUUGUGUUAAAACAACAAGAGUUAUACGACAUAUACAUCAAGAAUUUGAUGAUAUGGGUGAUCUUGCUGAUACAUGUUAUACAGUAGAUGAAAAAGGAAAUAGAAAAUUUCUUUUUAAAAAAAGAAGUACAUCAUCAAAUUGUGCUCAACCUGAUUUUUUUGGAUUACAGAGUCUUCUUGAGGCUGAACUUAGUGAUGAUAAUGCUAAAAUAAGUCAAAGUCCAUUAGGUAAUUUACGAAAAAAACAUCAUAUGCUUACACCAAGACAGAGUGAAAGAAAUUUAAGAAUAAGUGAUCCAUCUUUGGGUGGUUCAAGAUCAAGAAAAGCAACGAGAUUUCAAAUUGGUGGUAUAGUUAAUUGGUUUCGAAGAGAAUAUAGCAGAACAGAUUCAACAGACAGUCAUGAUAGUAGUGAAUCACCAACAGAAGCAAGUUUUAUUCGUCAAUCAAGUUUUUAUCGUGGACAUUAUCGUUUAACUGGUCGUUCUAGUAGAGGAGUUAGUCAUACAUUCCAAAGAGCAAAAAGAAGAAUGGAAAAUCAAUUAAAUAAAAUUGGCUUUAGAAAAGGAAAUAAAAAAGAGAGCGCAGACGAAACCCCACGAAAUUACUUUAGUAGAAGAACAUCAACAGAAUUUGGAGAAGGCUCAAGAGAGUCAGAAUUUGUUGUAUUAAAAGAACGACGAUUAAUACCACAAUUUGCAGUUUUUGAAGGAAUGCAACGUUUUUCAUUUCUCUUGGAAAUUUGUCAACCAGGUGCAGUACCAGAUCAUCAUUUAAUUGCAGCAAUUUUAGAUUUACCAUAUGCACCAGUUGUUGCACGAGCAUCAUUACUGCUUGAAUGUGCUCAUCUAGUACAUCAAUGUAAUAAAGGACAUUGGCCAACUUGGAUGAAAAUUAAUUUCACAUCAUCUCGUCCAUCAAUGCCAAUGGGAAAUAGAAAUAUUCCAACUGGACUUAGACGUACACAUGUAUUACAACGAGCUGCUGGAAAACUUUUUUACCAGUGGGCUGAGGCAAUUGGUACACGCUUGGAACAAUUUAUUGCUGAAGACAAGCUAAAUGUUGAUCAAAUUGUUGCUAUGGUAUCUGAUGAGAGUAAACAAAGAGAUUUAAUAAUUGAAGAUGAAGAAGAAGACUUUCUCGAUGAAGCAAGUAUAAAUGGAUAUGGAUCUCAGUGUCCAGUGUCACUUCGUAUGGUAGCAUGUAUGCUUUUACUUGAGAUAACAGCAUUUCUUCGUGAGACAUACCAGAGUCUACCAAAAUCAAGUCGUCUUUCAGCCAAGGAACGUCCACCACCAUGGGAAAGAAUGUACAGUCGUGAGGCAAAUCGUCGCUGGAGUAUGGCAUUAUCAUCAAUGGGACAUUCACAAACUUCAGCUCAGAGUCUACAAUCAAUUGCUGGUGAUCGUGAGACUGGUGAGUUGAUGAAAGAAGCUAUCGAAAAAGGCAAUUGGGAUAAUGCAAAUCCUAUCACAAAUCAUCAACCAUCUGAUUCAAUUGCCCUCGACUUUCGUUCAGAACGAAAAAUCAGCUUUGUAUUGCACGAGCCUGAUAACGAGUCCGAAGGUAGCAGUAAGUCAACAGCAACAAUACAUGGAGAUGAUGUACAAACAAGUGAUCGUGAUAAAAAAAGAGGAGUUCAAACAACAUCAGGAAGACCAUUUUUAUUACGUAGAGGAACUACUGCUGGUGCAGCAACUGGCUCAUUCAAACGUAGAAGUUUAAAAUUACGUCGUGGUACUAAGGAAGGCAAAGACAUGGAAUGUGAGGCUUUUGUUCGAUCAAUAGAUGCAGUAAGACGUGCUGAUUCAAUUCAAUCAAAAAGAAAAGUCAGCUCAUUGUCAGAUAGAAGUGAUGGAUCAGAACCUGGUUAUUUUGGUGAAGUUAGUGGUGAAGAAUCACCUGGUAUAUUGAGUGAUGAUCAACCACCAGAAAGUCCAAGUGAUUCAAAUGAUACUGAUGAUUCAAAUAAAAAUUUUCCAUGGUUAAAAGUACUAGUACAAACAGCAAAUUCAUUUAAUUUUUAUUGCUCACAUCAAAAUUUUUGUCAUCCAUAUUGUCAUCGUCGACAAAUGCGAGCAUGUAGCAGAUUAAUUAAAUCUGUUAGAAAAGUUUAUGGUGAUGAAUUUGGUAUUAUUAAUGGAACUAGUACAUUUGAUUUUGAUUCGGAUUCUAAUAAAAAAGAAGAAAGAAAAAAAGAUAAACGUGGAAGAAAUCCAUCUGAUCAAACAAGUACUCAAGUAUCACCAAUAAGAAGAAAAGAUAGUCUUGGUCGAAAAUUUAAAAUUGACAAAAGUUUUGAAGGUUCACAAUCUGGACGUGUUACUGGUAAUCGAGAUUCUUCAAAAGAUCUUGCAGAUCAAGAUUCAGAACGAGGUCAAGAUUCAUUAAAAAAAAAUGGUGUUGAUAAUGACAAUGAAACAGAUAAAGAAACACCAGCUAUACUAAAAUAUAUAAAAACUCAAGUUAAAGAUAUUUUUCAUGCACCUUUAGCAACUCUUGUAAAAGGAGCAGUAGCAAUGUCUGAAGAUCUUUUUGUUGAUGUAUUACCAGUUGCAUGGGAACUAUUAUUAGAAUCAAAUCAAGAAGUUGUUGCAUCAUCAGUUGCAUUAUUUAUUGUAGCAGCAGUACGAGCACCAAAUCAAGCAAGUGAAAUAAUGCAUCAUAGUCUUCAACAUAGUAGUGCAGCUGUUAGAAUAAAUGCAAUAUUAAGAUUUCAAAUUUUAUGGAAAUUACGUUAUCAAGUAUGGCCAAGAAUGGAAGAAUCAGCACAUCUUACAUUUAAAGUACCACCACCAGGAAUUGAAUUUACAUUACCAUCACCAAAAAUUGGAAUUGAAUCAUUGCCUGUUGUUGAUCCUCCAUGGAUGCCACAAGUUAAAACAAAAGUUGAAGAAGUUACAAUUAAUCAAGAACGUCAUAGAUCACUUGUAACAGCAACAAAAACACGUAAAAAACAACAAACAGAAUUAAUUAAAAUGGCAUUACAAGCACAAGAUGAUAAAAAACGUGAAGAACGUGAAAAUUUUUUAAUUACAACAAUACCAAUAACUGUACAAGCUGCAUAUGAACCAAGUCCAGUUGGUGAUGAUCAUGAUGAAGGAAAUGUUGAUGAUGAAGGUGGUGAAACAGCACCGCGAAAUACUUCUCAUCAUAAUCAAUCAGCUCUUUCAUUAUUUCCAUCAUCUUUAUGUUCAGCAAUUGUACAAAUAAUUAAUCUUCUUGAUGAUGCUGCUGUUUCUGAUGAUGGUAAUGCUGUUUAUGAAGUUGCCUAUCAAGUUAUAUGGAGUUGUCUUGUUGAAGACAGUGCAUUAUUUCUUCGUUAUGUUCUUGAACGAUUAACACGUGAAAAACAAGAAUUAAUGUUUAAAAUUUUACGACAUUUAAUACGUUUUGUACCAAGAUUACCACAACAAGCAGCAUUUGCAUUGUAUAAUUAUAUUAUUGGAUAUGUCAUGUUUUAUGUACGAUCACCACAUGAAGAAGGUCAAAAAUUUAUUGGAACAGCUUUGUCAAUACUCUGGAUGGUUGUUCACUCGGUUCAUGGAAUAAUGUUUAAAGAUUUAAAACAAAUAUUAAGAAAAGAGCAGUGUGAUGCAUCAAUACUCUUGACUGCUAAUGUUCCUUCGGCGAAGAAAAUCAUCGUGCAUGGCCCUCAAGAUCCUGACGCUGGUGGAAUUCCUUCGCAGUUUCCUGUUCAGGAAGACACUCAGUUUUGUCAGAUUCUCAGGGAAUCCUUGGAUUUCUUCGGUAUCGAGGAACAAAAGCAUAAAGAGUAUUUUUUAGUUGACUAUAAAACACAUCAAAUUCAUAAUCCUUCCUCGUAUGUUCGAGAUUAUUACUUUUUUAAAAGAUCACAAUAUCCACAGCUUGAACUUGUUCAUAUGAAACCAGAAGAUGCCUUUAAUGCCUUGCAGAAACAAGAGUUAGUUCACAAAUUUGUUGAAAUUGGUAAAGUUUUGCUGACUUGGGCAAUUUUGAAAAAUGUCGAUAUGGUAGUUCAAAGAGUUGUUUUUUUACAUGAAGAACUUAUGAAGCUACCAUCUUUUCCAAGAAAAGCACUUGAAGCAGAUCUUGAUUUAUAUAAAGGUGGUGAAAUUGGAAGAGAAUUACUUGGACUUGAUGUGAUGCAUAAAUUUAUGUGGGUUAGAUUAAUUGCAAGAAUGUUUGAAGCAAUGGCUGGUAAUUUUGCCUAUUCAGGUGAUAUACAUUUAUUUUUAAAUGUAUUAAAUGGAGCACUUGUUCUUCACAGUGAAGAUUCAUGUAUUCUUCGUUAUGUUGUAGCAACAUAUAUUAAUGCUGCACAUAAUUUUAAAAAUAUAUUUUCAACAAAUGGAUAUCUUUUAAUAAUGCCAUCAUUAUUACAACUUUAUGCAACACAUCAAACAAAUAAACUUGUAACAACAACUGUUGAAUAUGCAGUAAAACAAUUUUACAUGAUGAAUCGUAAACCAUUUAUAUUACAAAUGUUUGGAAGUGUCUCAACCAUAUUGGAUACAGAUGAAUCAGCAACUCAUGGUGAUGCUCAUAAAGUACCAUCAACUUGUCUUUUCAAUCUGUUACUAAGUUUAGAAACACCAUCACCAGAUCCACUUAAUAUUGGUGAAUUGGUAAAAGAAGAAAAACCCCUCAAAGCCAUUGAUUUUUGUUAUCAUGAUGAAAGUGAAAUGGUCACUGUUCUUGACUGUAUAUCAUUGUGUGUCAUGGUCAUAGCAUAUGCCGCAGAUUCCAUUAGAGGACAGCAGAUGUUGAUUAUACUUGAGGCAAUUUUACCUUGUUAUAUUAAACAAAUUCAAUCACCAUCAUAUAAUAAAGAAGGUAAAACAGAAAAAGAAAUAAUUAAUCAAGUUGCAAUUGCUGUUAAGACAUUGGUUAAUAAUUCCGAAGCUUUGACAAAAUAUUAUAAUGGUCCACAAAAAUCAAGUCCUGAGCAUAAAGGAUCAAGUCAAAGAAAUUAUGGUAAAGGUCCAUAUUCACCUGGUUUUGAUUUUGAGGAUGAAACACAUACUGCAAAAUAUAUGGAACAUACAAAAGCAAGAAAUAUUUAUGAACGUGAUAAUGAAGAUUCUGAAAAUUCUCAUAAAACUGAAUUUCGAAGACCACGUGAUACAUUAUUAAAUAUGGUUGGUGAAUAUGUAGCAAAAUGUACAGUAAGAUUAGCUGAGCUUAAUAAAAAAUUACCAGAUGGUAAAACAAUUGAAUUAUUAGAUUCAAAGUGUCACAUAAGAUUGGCAGAAAUAGCACAUAGUUUACUUAAAGUAUCACCAUAUGAUCCUGAUACAAUGGCUUGUCGUGGAUUAAGAAGAUAUAUGAAUGAUAUAUUACCAUCAACUGAAUGGUCAAGUGAUGAUAUGAGACCAGCAUUGAUAACUCUUCUUCGUCGUCUUGAUAAAACAUUUAGUAAAAUUUAUAAAAAAGCAUCAAUACGUAGAAAUACUGAUUGGCAAGCAGCAAGUGAUUUAUUAAAAGGUGUUUAUGAAACAUUAUCACGUUAUCAAUAUAUUGCACAUUAUCAAUAUCUUAAAACAUUAAUAAGUACUUGUCAAGCAUUGAUUAUUGGUGAUAUGGCACUUGUUGAAGUAACAUCAGCAGCUUCAGUUGCUCUUAUGAGUAAAAUACCACCAGCACAUUUUUGUUCAUCUGUUUUACGAUUGAUUGCACUUUAUGUUAUAUCAUUAGGUGAUGGUUAUACAUUGGAAAAUAUUAGUGGUGGUAAUGCAAUGUUUGCUUCACAAACAAGAACAGAAAAUAUGUUACUUAAUUUAUUGAUACCAUUAUUUUUACGUGUUGGUACUGGACGUAAAGAUAUACCAAAAUUACGUCAAUCUGAUAUUAGUUUUGCAUUAAUGGCAGUUUUAAAUACUCUAUGGCCAACUGGAACAAAAACAGCUCCAAUAACUGUACAAAAUUUAAAAGCAACAACAGAUAUUAGAACAGGAAGUUUAACAUUUGCUGCAAGAGAUCAAAAAAUUUCAACAAAAAUAUCAUUGUCAUUGUAUCGUGUUGCAUUUCUUGCACUUAAAAUAAUGACAAUAUGUUUUGAAGUUGAAUUAAAAACUGAAUGGAUGAAAAUAUUAAGAACAAUGCGUUUAUUAAAUAAACGAAAUGAAGCAUCAAUUCAUUUAUGGAAUUUUCUUGAAUUUGUUGUAACACAUCGUACUGCAUUAUACAUACAAAUGUUACCAUUUAUUGUACAUAAAAUUGGUCAACCACCAAUAUCAGAACAUGAACGUAAUAUGCAAAGUCUUAUACGUGGAAAAAUAAAUGGUGAUAUUAUGGCAUUUCCAAAAUCAAGAGGUACAUUAAUUGGUAAUUUAUUACAUGAAUUACGUGAUUUAAAAGAAGAAAUUGAAGAUAGAAAAUUUGAUGAAUUACAACCAGAACCAAAAAGAAGUGUUGUUGAUAUGCAUGCAAAUGCACCAAAUGAUGGACAAUCAAGAACACAAAGACCAUCAUUAUUAAUUGAUUUAUUAACUGGUGAUUUGGGUUCACGUGCUCAUAUUAAUCGUACACCUGCUGAAACACCUGGAUCACAAUCAACUGCAAUUGGAUCAUUGCCACAUUCAAUACAUAAUUCAAUUCAUUCUAGUAGUACAACUAAAUCUUCAGCACAAAGUUUUGCAUCAGCGCCACCAAUACAAGGAGCUCGAGUUGAUCAGCGAGGUUCAGUAUCUAGUCACAGUGGUGGAUCAUCAACAAUAAAAGAAGCUGGUGAAAUUACACCAAAUGAUAGUCAAUCUAAUCAACAAAUAACAACAGACAGAUCCCAAUCAUCUUCUACUUGUGAUAAACGUAACAAUGAUACUCAUCAUCCUAUCGUUACAUUUCAAAAGACGCCUAAACUACGCUUUUUAUCUUCUGUAGAGUUUAGAAACUCAUCAGGAGAAAUAGUCAAGAGUCAACUAAGUCCGAACAGUCCAACCAAAGACAGCUCAAGCGAAUCAAAACCAGACAGGCCUCGUUUGCAGCGUUCGAUGGGACAAAGCAAGAGAACUUUUCGUUUACGAAAAAGUCGAAAGAGUCAUACUGAGGGAUCACAUUUGCAAGUGGAACAGCAAGAUUUAAUAACAAGUUCUCAAACACCACAAACGUCAGCAACUGAACCUUCUGACACAUCAUCAUUUUGUUCACGUCGUAGUUUUUCAAUUCGACCAAAUGAUACGGAAAAAAAUUUAAAAUUGAGCCCAGUGGACCAACAUCAUCUUCAUUAUCAGCAGCAUCAGUAUCUUCAUCCUCAAUCUGAUAUAUCAUGGGAUGAUGAUACAUCCAGCACAUCAGGAUAUCGUGAAUCAUUUAGUAUGCAACUUGUUUCAAUUGAGGAUAAUAAUAAAUCAUUAAAUGCACCACCAUUAGCAUCACCAGAUCUCAAUGAUAUACCAUCAAGUAGUAGCACAGCAACAAACUACAUGGGCUUUGAUGGAAGCUCACCAGAUUGUUCACUUAAUGGUAGUGGAGGUGAAAAAACAACCCUACUAGAUUCUAGUCAAAGAACAGCAUCACAACACAGUAUUAUGGUCUUCCAAGCACAAGAUGAAGACACACUUAUUUAG